AUGCGGGAAGUCAACUUCAGUAUCCCAAAUGUGAACAAGGCCUCGGUCAAUAUCACCACCACCCUUUACGACCGGCGGGCCCUUGAUUGCACAUCAACCCUACCACUCAUCAACUCACUCAACCACCUGGCCUAUCUCACCACCUCCUCCGCGCGAAUUCGCGAUAUCCUCACCGUCGAUGGCGGCAUCGAAAGACUUGUGUGUAUCCUGAAGGAGGGCCGGAGUAAGGAUUUGAUGGAAAUGUGGAAAUGGAGCCUGGCCUUUCAGUGCGUUGUUAAUAUCGGAGUGCGGGGAUCGGAAAAUGUAAGAACCAGAGUGGUGGAAGCCGAUAUGGUUCCGGUGAUCGCCACCAUUCUGGAUAACUACAUCAAAGUGGUGGACAAAGUCCGAUCGCACGCCGACCCAGAGUCUCAUAAGCACUCCUCGAGCCGCCAGGCAGGUAAGACCAGCAGCAGCUCGAGCCGUGAGAUGUCUGGUCGGUCGACCACGAUGGACUCCAGCAGCCACGCCGAAACCCGCCCCUCCUCUCGCCGCCAGGCUCCUCCCCCCAGCAUCGAAAUCCCCCAGCCCUACUAUCAGGACAGCCAACCGACCGACUCGGACGCGAUGGAUAUCACCUCUCCUCCCCGCGCCCCCAUGACCUCGCCUCCCGAGCGAAGCACAUUUCGACCCGAUGUGAACAACCACCGAUCGCAUGAAAGCCGCUACUCUCGAACCAGCCAUCGCUUACGAACAAUGCAGCCUCUCGCCACCACUGUGACCCCGAUGGAUACCGCUGAGAGUUUCGGUCUACGUCCUGUGCGGGAUGCCGAACGGCUGCCGAGCAUGCUCCCAAGUUUGCAAGCUGGCAUCGUCUCGCAGCCGGACUCUCCGACAACCCCGAGCGGACCCUUACAGUCUCAGUCUCAGUCUCAUUCUCGAAGCAUUCCUCCUGUAGCCUCUGUUCGACAACGACCUGCCAUUCGACAGCAGCAGUCUGCCUCUGCCGAAUCCGACGACGCUAAUGGCGAGGAUUUAACGAUGGGCGAUGAUGCCGUUUUGGGUCAGACCACAGAGCCCAUUGUUGGACUGCCCAACCGGAUGGAGAUCGAUGGAGUGGAUGAGCGCCAAACGCCGAUGAUUGACGGUGUUUCCACCGCUCACGAUCUCACCGUGACCGAUCCCUCGGAAGAGGGCCAGGAUGCUGAGACCUUCAACAUCGCACAUCGCUCCACUGUGGACGGCAGCAUCAUCAACAACAACGGCAACACCCAAGCCGCCGGCCUAGGUCUUUCGCCCACCCAGGCCCCGAACAACCCAAACUCUCCCACACUUGCUCCUAGCCCUUACGCCAUGUACCUCCGUGACCGAAAUACUCCCGCGAAUCAGAGCGUUCUGACCACCAUGCCUCGAGAUGAGGAUGUCCUCAUGUCUCUGCAACUCCUGGCCUAUGUCUCCAAAUAUUGCAACCUCCGCUCAUACUUCCAGCGUUCCCACCUUGUGCCUAAACUCAAGAUUGAUCGGGAACUGCAUCUGCUGGACGAAAAUGCAGACCUUUCUUCCCCCAUCGAGGUUCCCGAGGAGGAAGACGAGUAUUUACUCCCCGAUGAUGUCAACAUCUUUCCUCUGGUGGAGAAAUUCACUGUCCGGCAUCAUUCAAAGGAUAUGCAGUAUUGGGCCUGUGUGGUCAUGCGCAAUCUGUGUCGCAAGGAUGAGUCGCGGGGCGGCAUCCGCCAAUGUGCCUACUAUAAGUGUGGCAAGUGGGAGGAGUUCCAGCGACAAUUCGCCAAAUGCCGCCGCUGCCGGCGCACCAAGUACUGCAGCAAGGAUUGCCAGAAGGCCGCGUGGGUCUAUCACCGCCACUGGUGCCACACAACUCCUUGA
This is a messenger RNA of Penicillium macrosclerotiorum, 1863 nucleotides long. It is a transcript of the gene samB, whose product is annotated as MYND-type zinc finger protein MUB1. Lineage: Eukaryota; Fungi; Ascomycota; Eurotiomycetes; Eurotiales; Aspergillaceae. The transcript has a single exon. Bases 1 to 1863 code for a protein of 620 amino acids. Gene Ontology annotation, cellular component: MUB1-RAD6-UBR2 ubiquitin ligase complex. The record is from RefSeq and is a predicted model, not a curated record. Gene Ontology annotation, biological process: ubiquitin-dependent protein catabolic process; establishment or maintenance of cell polarity.